Xylaria bambusicola is the source of this 1798-nucleotide messenger RNA. Its product is annotated as peptidase S8/S53 domain-containing protein. Lineage: Eukaryota; Fungi; Ascomycota; Sordariomycetes; Xylariales; Xylariaceae. The record is from RefSeq and is a predicted model, not a curated record. Gene Ontology annotation, molecular function: serine-type endopeptidase activity. The transcript has 3 exons. Gene Ontology annotation, biological process: proteolysis. Bases 262 to 1500 code for a protein of 412 amino acids.
CAUUUUGACUGGUAUCUGAGAGCCUACGAAUAUAAGCCCGUUUUGAAAGUCAUGUCUAAGUGAUUUGGGAAACCCAACAGCUCUUGGCUCUGUGACGAACAGCUUGGCAAACAUUGUGCAACACUUGCUCAGGCUCUCUCCGCGAUGUCGCCACAGACUCUAAGAGUCUAUAUAAAGGGGUGAAGUGGUCGACUUAUGAUGUUCCAAUCUCCUCGUCACAGCUCGUAGACUCCAGACCGAUUCAUCCAUCCUACUCCCAACAUGCCUAGUAUUCGCAACUUGGCUCUGUUCUUCGGAGCCUUGCUCCCUGCUGCCUUCGCUGCCCCGGCGAAGAAGGUUAGCGACCCUGAAUACAUUCCCAACAAAUACAUCGUCACCUUGAAGACCGAUGUCAGCGCCAGCGAAUUCGAGAGUCACGUUAACUGGGCUCGUGAUGUUCACGCUCGAAGCUUGAGCCGUCGUGAUACUGUUGGUGUUGAGAAGACCUACAGCAUUGAUGACUUCAAGGCCUACGCUGUCGAGAUGGACGAGGCUACCGUUGCCGAGAUAAAAGCCAGCCCUCAGGUCGCUAUUGUCGAGCAGGACCAGGUUUGGCAUCUAUUCGAUGAUGUGGUGGAGGUCUCCGAGCGAGAGAUCUCUGAGCGAGCCCUAGUUCAGCAGACUGGCGCGACCUGGGGCUUGGGCACGAUAUCCCACAGAUCCAGGGGCUCUACCAACUAUAUCUACGACAACAGCGCGGGUGCUGGAACUUACGCUUAUAUUGUUGACACCGGCCUAUUGACCACUCACACCCAAUUCGGUGGUCGCGGUUCUUAUGGCUACAAUGCUGUCGGUGGCCAGAACAUUGACUCUAACGGUCACGGAACCCAUGUCGCUGGUACUCUUGCCGGUGCUACCUACGGUGUAGCCAAAGCCGCUACUAUCAUCUCCGUCAAGGUUUUCUCUGGAUCCUCUAGCUCUACCUCUAUAAUCCUCGAUGGCUUCAACUGGGCUGUCAAUGAUAUCCUUAGCAAGGGCCGCCAAAGGCUGUCUGUAAUCAGCAUGUCGCUCGGCGGUGGCUACUCUGCUGCCUUCAACAACGCUGUCAACAGUGCUUACAACUCUGGUGUUCUAUCUGUCAUCGCGGCCGGCAACGACGCUAUUGACGCCGCUAAUGUUUCCCCUGCCUCUGCUGCCAAUGCCAUCACCGUUGGCGCCAUUGACUCCAACUGGGCUUUCGCUUACUUUUCUAACUACGGCUCCUACGUCGAUAUCUCUGCCCCCGGUGUCAAUGUCCUGUCCUCAUGGAUUGGUGGCAACAGCGCUACUAACACCAUCUCUGGUACAUCCAUGUCCACUCCUCAUGUAGCCGGUCUUGCUCUCUACCUCAUUGCCCUUGAAGGUCUCUCUUCCCCUGCUGCCGUCACUGCCCGCAUUAAGUCGCUGGGUACUUCCAACGGAAUCUCCAGCCUCCCCAGAAGUACUGUGAACCUCAUCGCCUAUAACGGCAACGGUGCUUAAAUAGUGGAAGACUUCAGGCCAUAAUGUGCUAAAGUUUUACCAGGCUAGCAGCAUUCUGGCAAUGGUGUUUUGAAGCUGCGAGCACCCGACGAGCUUAUGAUCAUGACAAGCCGAAUUGUUGAACAAGGCGGCACAUCUUUUGGGAGAGGAGUGUAUCGUCUAGCAUACAACUUAGCUAGUUUCAAGGAUUCAAUGCGUUAUAAAAAAUGUAAAUAUCCGGCUCUUCAUGCGCGUUACACAGAUUUUCUAUAGAAUUCUAAACGCGAACACCAGAUCUAGACUAGGCUCAACCAGUUGU